Molecule: messenger RNA, 243 nt
Organism: Parnassius apollo (apollo)
Lineage: Eukaryota; Metazoa; Arthropoda; Insecta; Lepidoptera; Papilionidae
Source: the annotation of a GenBank genome assembly
AUGGUUCGGCAAUAUGUAAGAAAAAAGGCUGUUGAAGCAGUUAAAAGCAUAAGGUUGUCGGGAUAUGAAGCAUCAAAAGGUUUCCAAAUACCAAGAACGACAAUGAUGAACCAUGUCACUGGUCGAAGAGGACAAAAAUCUAAUAGCCUUGGUAGAGCAACCGCACUUCAUGCAGAAGUGGAAGAAAAAUUAGCCAAUUCUUUGCACGUUAUGGAAAAGAAUGGCUUGGGACUAUCGCGUUAG